Messenger RNA from Notolabrus celidotus (New Zealand spotty), 3209 nucleotides. It is a transcript of the gene tlcd3bb, whose product is annotated as TLC domain containing 3Bb. The transcript is spliced from 7 exons. NCBI's taxonomy places the organism in Eukaryota, Metazoa, Chordata, Actinopteri, Labriformes, Labridae. The record is from RefSeq and is a predicted model, not a curated record. Gene Ontology annotation, cellular component: membrane; endoplasmic reticulum. Bases 558 to 1466 code for a protein of 302 amino acids. Gene Ontology annotation, biological process: lipid homeostasis; ceramide biosynthetic process. Gene Ontology annotation, molecular function: sphingosine N-acyltransferase activity.
UGGUGCAAAUUUCUCGUCAUGUCAUGAGCUGCUGCCUGGACCUGUUGGAACUAGCUGGCGCAGCAGUCCACAGUGUUGAGUCAACGUUGCAUCUGCGAGGCUGAGAGGCAGCGGCAUCCCUGCUCUGCUGUGAGGAGGAGACAGAUGAGAUGACUUAGCGACCGGGGCCAGCAGCUAGUGUCACUGUGAGGAGUGGAUCAAAUCGUGCUGUUAUUGUUCCCGCUAGUUACUUACCCGUGUUUUAACCCGCUGAUUAGUUUCAUCAAUGCUCUCAGCGAGCUGCCCCUCUCAUAGAUGUCGAUCUAACUUACUGCAAGCUAGCGUUAGCUCGCUGCUGCUCCCCUUCAGACAUUGAAGUGGCCACAUAAACAUGCGGAUCAUCGAGGCGGAGACCCCCGGGACAUCUCUCACCUUAAACGCUGCCUGCAGGAGGACACGAGUUUCGACUGGCCGCUGACCGGACCCUGCAAAGAGUCUCUGUAGAGGGAAAAGAACGACGGAUCUUAAGGACCAGAUUGCCCACCAAACUUUUCACCUCAGACAGAUCACCAGGGACCAUGCUGACCAUCCUAGCUGCUGGGUCUGUGUUCUUUCCAGGCCUUUUUCUUCUGUCCAAACAAUGCCUGAAGACGAUCCCAGCACUGAGGUGGAGCGAAGGAGAUGCAGUCAUUGUAUCUGCCAGGUUGGUGUCAUCAAUUCAGGCAGUCAUGGCUUCCUCAGCUGGCUACAUCAUAGCUUCUUCCUGCGAGGACGUCAUUGAGGACCAGCAUUGGCUGACUAGCACUUACAUCAUGUUUGCUGUUCCUUACUUCGUCUAUGACAUCUACGCGAUGUUCAUGUGCUACUGGUACAAGCUACGGGUCAAAGGGCACGAGGAGGCCUCUGCAGCACCCCAACAUAUGAGCUCGGCACUGACCAGCUACUUGCGUCGCGAGUUCCUCAUGGUGCUGCACCAUGUUGUCAUGGUCACUGUCUGCUUCCCCGUCUCUGUGUUUUGGCGACAAGGAAAGGGAGAUUAUUUCCAGGGUAUAAUGUUCAUGGCGGAACUCAGCACCCCAUCCGUCUGCUUAGGAAAAAUACUCAUCCAGUACAAACAGCAACACACUCUCCUGCACAAAGUGAAUGGGGCUCUUAUGCUGAUCACUUUUUUCAUCUGUCGAGUCCUCCUCUUCCCUUACCUCUACUACGUCUAUGGAAGGUACGCGUCCAUUCCCUUCCACAUGGUCCCCCUGUCGGUGCCGUGGCACUGCAACCUGGGUGCUGGUCUGCUCAUGGCCCCCCAGCUCUAUUGGUUCUCCCUCAUUUGUAGGGGUGCCCUGCGACUAUUCACAGGCUCCUCCCGCUCUCAGAGACCGCGCUCCGGCACAGCUGCAGCCAAGGAUCGGCAGGCGGAUAGCAGUGCGCUGCAGCAGCCUGCCAAUGGCUACAGCGCACGCUCCACAGAGUCCGAGCUGCCCACCCACUGAGAAGGGUGGAGGGGGAGGGGGGGAGGGAAGGAAGGCGAAUGUACCAAUGAGUAUGUAAAGGAAGGAAAGCUAUGAGGGAAAAAUGAGACUUGAAACAAGUAGCAAUAUGAAGAAAGCUACAGACAAUGGCCUCAAACAGCGUCGAAGUUUUUGCGGCCAGCAGUCAAACUCUAAAUGCCAAAUGUUUGCUUGCUGGCCUUCAAGCACUUCAGCUUCUCAGUUUGAAGGAAUCACAUGGAGUGUUAGCGCACUCAGUAUUUAAAGAUGUCAUCAGGCACGGUGACGGAUAGGAACAUGCACUGACCUGAGAGGAAUUUGCCUGGAUGUAUAGCAAGCAUAGGUGGCUAUUUCCCUCAUGUAGAUCAAAUUCAGUCCUCUCUGCCUCACUGUACAGGAAGAGCAGGAAAAUAGGAAUGUAUUAUAUUGUAUGUUAGUACAUUUGCUGUAGAUGGAAGGCCUGAUUCAGUUUAGUAAUGAAGAAGACCUUCAAAAAAGAAAAAAAACGCGGCUAAGCAGUAUUUUGACUUGUUAGUGUUUAUUAUCUGUAUCCUCUAUGUAGUCACUGUCACUCUAACAAAAUGUAACCAACCUGCAGACUGACUCACCUUUUUAGAAGGGAGAUAAUCUCAUAAGACUGUAUACUGCUGCCUUAUCCCUUUUUCUCCCAUUCUCCACUCUUUCUUUACAUUUUAAUUAAUUUUUUCCUCGGAGGAGAAGGAAGAGGCUCCCUCAGACAGACUAAUGUGAUGGGUGUACAUAGCUGAUGUAAAAUUGUCCUCAUUUCCACGUCAGUAUUAGGUCUUUGUUGAUUUUUUUUAAAUUUUGAGUUUUUGUCUUGUUUCUGCAGCGCAACUUUUUCAUCCACAUUUCAGCAUUAAAAAAAACAUUUCAGUUUUACAGCUCAGUGUAAAACCCUACAGAAGUGCUUAUUGUUUCAGUGUAGAUACAAUUUCAUUCCAUUUACUGCUAUCACUAAGGGUUUUUUGGCAUUUUGCAUUCAGGAAAGUGAUGCACAGUAACACUCACUUUACACGUCUUUUUGUUGAUUUCAUUGCUUAUGUUGCCAUUAUUUGAUCGGCUUCACUAAGGGAUCCAUGAGCUUGGAGUGUUUCUAGCUUUGUUAGGGGCCUCCUGAACUCAAAGGGAAACAAAACAAUCUAGGGAAGCAUUCCCUUGUGAUUGACAUGCAACACGUGUCCAUGAUAGUUUCUACAAUUCUUUUUUUUUUUUUUUAACCAUUCUUGAGUCUAUGAAUCGUUUUAGACUUUUACAUUUUUAUGGUUUGCUUUGCUUGUUGAGCCGUUUCAUUUGAGCCACUGGUUCUAUGAACCUUUUAUGAACAAACCUACUAAGUUUUAUAAUUUUAUGUUUUGUUUAAAGCAGCUUCACUAUCCUGGUAAUGGGUCUAGAAAAAAAUCAAAGCUCAGAAACCAUUAAGACAGGGCAGCGUGUGCCAAAAACCCAUCUGGACAACUGUGGGCAUGUUGAACACAGAGUAUCCAUUCCCCUGUUCCAUGAACUCAUAAGGUACUGCUUCUUGACAAUACUAAAACAUUUCAACUGAUGUACUGUAUAUUCCACAAAAUGCUUGUUAUUUAUUUGUAAGUAUUUAUUUAUUUAUUUAUUUGGUUUGUGGUUUUGAAUGCAUAUUUAUGCAUACAUAUUAUACUAUAUGCUUCUGAGCCUUAUGUGAAGGCUGUAUUGUUACUCGAAACUUAGCUAAAAUAUACUUCUCUGUCCUGA